CAACAGUUUAUAUAUUUUGCUGAUUUCUUUUUUACAUCAUUGAUCUGGGUAGCAAUUUCUUCUUUUGCAUCAAAGAUUUCUCCUUCUAUAUCAUUGAUCUGGGCAGUAAUUUCUUCUAUCAUUGAUCUUUUUGUCAACAUUUUCAUCCAAAGAACAUAUUUUUUCAAAAUUACUUUUAAGGUUAUAUCUAUAUAACACUCUCAUUAUCUCCAGUUGAGUAUUUCAAUACUAGACUUUUGAUUAUUAUCAGAAUUAAUAUUCCUUUGUCUAUCCAUACUUGACAAGUACAUUUUUAAUAGUGAAAAGGUUUUAAGAGAAAGAAGCCUGAGAUAUACCGUAACUAAUUUUAGUAAAAAAUG
Molecule: messenger RNA, 359 nt
Organism: Rhizophagus irregularis DAOM 181602=DAOM 197198
Lineage: Eukaryota; Fungi; Glomeromycota; Glomeromycetes; Glomerales; Glomeraceae
Source: RefSeq, a predicted model, not a curated record